Messenger RNA from Brassica rapa (field mustard), 2559 nucleotides. Its product is annotated as phenolic glucoside malonyltransferase 1-like. The record is from RefSeq and is a predicted model, not a curated record. Lineage: Eukaryota; Viridiplantae; Streptophyta; Magnoliopsida; Brassicales; Brassicaceae.
CAAAAUUGAAUUUCGCUACCUUAUCUCUCCUAUAUAUGAUAAAUGAUAGUAUCAUCACCAAUAUCUCUCAUCACAGAGGAUUACAUAAGAAAUGGCUUCUUCGUUUAACGUCAUCGACAUGUCACGAAUCACCCCUGCUGACUCGUCCGUGUCACUCACUCUCCCGCUCACUUUCUUCGAUCUUCUCUGGUACAAAUUUCACCCCGUCGAACGAGUCAUCUUCUACCGAUCCACCGAUGCAACUCGUCCUUUCUUUGACUCAUCCAUAGUCCCCAAUCUCAAGUCCUCUCUCUCCUCAUCCCUCUCUCACUACCUCCCACUCGCCGGAAAACUAGUCUGGGACUCACUCGGCAAGAAACCAAGCCUCGUCUACUCCCCAAAUGACGCCGUUUUAUUCACCGUCGCCGAGUCCAGCGCUGAUUUCUCACUAUUAACCGGACAGAAACGUUUCCCCGCCGCUGAGUUGUACCCGUUGGUGCCCGAGUUACAAAACUCCGACGACUCGGCCUCAGCCGUGUCGUUUCAAGUCACGCUGUUUCCAAACCGAGGGUUCAGCAUCGGCGUAAGCGCACACCAUGCCGUUCUUGAUGGGAAAACGACAACCAUGUUUCUCAAAUUCUGGGCCGACACAUGCAAACGCCGACAAGACCAGACUGUAAACACUUCCUUACCGCAGGAUCUAAUCCCCCUUUACGAUCGUACGGUCAUAAAAGAUCCAAAGGAUAUCGAAACAGAGGUGAUGAACCUUUGGAGCUCUUUACUCAAAGCUUUCUCCGGCGGCAAAGAACCAGACAACCCCAAGAGCUUAAAGAUUCUUCCGUCGCCGAAGCUUAGUCCAGACGUCGUCCGGUUCACUCUCGAUCUCACUCGUGAAGAUAUCCAAACGCUUCGUGAGAGACUCAAGAGGGAGUCCUCUGCUUCCUCAUCACCUAAAGAGCUAAGAUUGUCGACGUUUGUAGUUACGUAUUCGUACGCGUUAACGUGUAUAAUCAGAGCUCGCGGCGGUGACCCGAGCAGACCGGUCGGGUACGGAUUCGCCGUGGAUUGUCGGAGCCUUCUUGAUCCGCCGGUCCCGCCGAAUUAUUUUGGAAACUGCGUUUCCGCAAUGUUUAAAAUACCGUUAAAGGCGGAGAGGUUUAUGGGUGAAGAAGGGUUUUUAAUCGCUGCGAGAUACGUUAGCGAUUCGGUUGAGGAGUUGGAUGAGACGGUUGCGUUGAAGGUCCCGGAGGUUUUGGCAGCGAUUCAGACUAUUACACAAGAAUUGCAGGUUGUGUCUGUUGCCGGGUCGACCCGGUUUGGAGUCUACGGGUUGGAUUUUGGGUGGGGCAAACCGGAGAGAGUUGUGAUUGUGUCGAUCGAUCAAGGGGAAGCGAUUUCUAUGGCAGAGGGUAGAGAUGGGAACGGUGGAGUGGAGAUUGGCUUCUCGCUCAAGAAACACGAAAUGGAGGCUUUGAUUGAUUUGCUUCGUGGCGGAUUAAGACAUUAAAGUGCUUUUCCUUUUUCUUUGAAAAAAUUGAAUAAUAAAAUAAUCCAAUUGAGCUCGUCUUCGAUGCACUCUGCAUUAGAGCAGUUAACCUUAUUUUUAUCUAAAAAUGAUGCAAAUUCAAAGUGAAUUUGAAUUUUUGUUUUGAUAGUUCCCAACAUUUUUUCCCUCCAGAAAAGAAUAUUGUAAGUGUGUUCUUUUAUUAAUAUUAUAAAUAUUAAUUGAUGAUCAUUUAAAAAGUUGUAAUAUUAAGUUUGUACUAAUUAAAAAGAAACUAUGUUUAGGUGUCAUUGACAAUUUAGCUUACGUGGUAGUUUAAGAAUCAAUUGAAAAAAUAUUGGUUCAAAUCCAAUUACUAGAGAAAAUUAUAGGGCAAUUCUUUCAAAUAGCUAUUUUAAAGUUUUUGUCACAAAAAAAAAAAAAAAAAAGUUUUUGUCACAAAAAUAGCACUCAAGAAAUAAAAUAACCAAAAUAGCCUUUUUUAAUUUUGAAAUUUUUAAUUUUAAUUUUUUAUUUAAAAAAAAAUUGAAACCCUAUUCCCAAAACCUCACCCCUUCACUUUAAACCCUAAGUAUAGAUUAGUUAAUCUUAGGGUAAAAAUACAUUUUCACCUUUUAAUAAAACUUAUUUUGGUCAUUUUCUUUAUUGAAAGCUAUUUCUGUGGCAAAAACUUAAAAAUGACUAUACUGGAGAAUUUCUCAUCAUAUAUUAACCCAAAAUAUAAAAAACGUGUAUUUUUUCCUUAAAUAAAAGUUACAAAAUUACUUAAUAUGAUUAACAUAUAUAUGAAAUUAAUGAUUAUGAAUAUAAAGAUUUGAUAACAAUUUUUGAUUCUUUUUUUAUUUUUGUUUAAUUUUAUAUUAUACUGGAGAGAGUUGUGAUUGUCUCGAUCGAUCAAGGGGAAGCGAUUUCUAUGGCAGAGGGUAGAGAUGGGAACGGUGGAGUGGAGAUUGGCUUCUCGCUCAAGAAACACGAAAUGGAGGCUUUGAUUGAUUUGCUUCGUGACGGAUUAAGACAUUAAAGUGCUUUUCCUUUUUCUUUGAAAAAAUUGAAUAAUAAAAUAAUCCAAUUGAGCU